GUGGUAGGAACAAAGCCCCUAGCGUAGAAGAAUUGAUUUUGAAGAACAAGCAUUCAAAAAUUCAAUUUCAUGAAGAACUCUCACAAGAGAAUUCAACACAGAAGGAUUUUAGUACACAUCAGCAAAUGUUAGGCAAUGUAAAUCAAUUAUUGAAUUCAGUUGGUGUGAAUGAGAGUGAUAGAGAUGGCCAUGUAAUUGGAGUUGAAAGUGAAACGGAACAAGAAAUGGAAGGUGAAUGUGAAACUGAAGGAAGUGACAACCUUGAAGAUAACAAUGAUGAUUGUCCCGACAGCUUAUCUCGAUCUAGAGUUAACAUAAAUGAAGCUGACAAUAGCAUAACAGAAUAUCGUGUCCUGAAUAGUACUACAGAAGUGAACAAAAGAGGACCUACUAUGAUGCAUAAAGUGCACAUGCGACCAUUUGAAAAUCGUGAAGCAAUUAUUUUGAAUGAGUUUGGGCAGCCUAUUGGACCAGUUACACCUGAAAAAGAUACACCAGGCGAAUUUUCUCGAUUUUUAGGUACAAUUGCUCGUGAUUAUGGUUAUGUGCCAUUAAUAUAUAACUCUUGGCAUUAUGUGUCCAACAAAGAAAAGAUGUGGGAGUAUGUUUUGGUAAGUUAAUUGAUAUGGGUUAAUGCACACUAAUAAUAUUUACUAAACUAAAAUUAUCAAAUUCAUAUCUAAUUUUU
This is a messenger RNA of Chenopodium quinoa (quinoa), 688 nucleotides long. RefSeq lists its product as uncharacterized. The coding region runs from base 126 to 620 and encodes 164 amino acids. The transcript is spliced from 3 exons. The record is from RefSeq and is a predicted model, not a curated record. Lineage: Eukaryota; Viridiplantae; Streptophyta; Magnoliopsida; Caryophyllales; Amaranthaceae.